GAAAAGAACCACGAGAAUACCCACCAGAAAAUUGGAAACCAAAGAAAGAAUUCUAUUUACACAUAGCAUGUAAAAUACAAGUAGCAACAGCAGAAGACCUGUCGAAACCAGGGAACUUACGAGAAGACUUUAAAAAAGAAACAAAAUAUAAGAAGGAGAAAAUAAAAAACACAGAACAUUGGUAUGCAUCAGGACAAGACUUGGAAACAUUAAAAGCAGAAAUAAAUAAUAACGAACGAAUAAUACGACUAAUACAUGAAAACGGGAUACCCGAACACGUAAAUAUCGGAGAUGGAACAGACCGACAUGAAACAUUACAAAAAUCAAAAUACCGAGAAAUAAUAAUGGAUAUAUUAAAAAACACACGGGUACCAGUAAUACUGGAAACACCUAGGAACAAGAAUGGGAACAAGAAAUAA
Diversispora eburnea is the source of this 419-nucleotide messenger RNA. The record is from the annotation of a GenBank genome assembly. Lineage: Eukaryota; Fungi; Glomeromycota; Glomeromycetes; Diversisporales; Diversisporaceae.